CCGGAACGGGCGGGGCCGGGCCCGGGCGAGCGCGGCCGGAGCGGGGCCGGGCCGGGGCCGGGCCCGGGUGAGCAGGGCCGGGCCGGGGCCGGGCGGGGGUCCCUGCGGACCCGGGCGGGGGUCCCGGCGCGGCCCACGCGGGUCACCAUUCCCUGCAGGCGGCGCUGAGGCCCCGGGACGAGCGGCCCGGCCGGUGAGCGCCGCGUCCCGCCCCGGCAGGCAGGCAUGUGGUCCGUGCUGUGGGCGGCCGUGCGCUCCAAGGCCCCGUACGUCACCUUCCCGGUGGCCUUCGUGGUGGGGCUGGUGGGCUCGCAGCUGGAGCGGUUCCUGCGCGGAGACCCCCCGCCCACGGCCCAGGACGAGAAGAGCAUCUCGGAGCAGCGGGAGGACCGCAAGCUGCAGGAGAUCGUGGGCGAGGACGUGACCAAGGUGGUGAGCCUGAAGGACAAGCUGGAGUUCGCCCCUCGGGCCGUGCUCAACAGGAACCGCCCCGAAAAGAGUUAAUAAAGGGUGGUUUGGGUAAAGGAGGUGCCCUGGAGCGGCUGCUGGGGACUCCCUUGACAGUGCACUGCUUCCACCAGCCUCCCUCCUGCUGCUCCUUACCCGCCCGGGCCCUCCGCAGGGUCAGGUUUGCCCACCCCAUGGAUUUGCACAAGGUACCCAGAGCUCGGUGGCAGAGUGGGCAGGGAGAUGGAGAUGGAGCGAGUCUGCAAGUCCUCAGCUCUCGCCAGGCCUGGCUCCUGGACCACAAAACCCUCUCGGCCUGGUUCCACCUGUGUCUCCUCAGGUUUGAUUUCUUCCAUGGUGUGAAGGUAGAAGAAGUUUGGACCUGAGUGCCACGGGAUGGGUCAGGCUGACCUCCAGUGACAGGAAGAACUGCUGCCCUGCUUCCAGAUCCCCUGUGGCUCUUGAUGAACCCCAAUACAGCCCCACGCCAACAGCCAUGGAGCAUUCUGGGGACCCUGUCCCUGCAUCAUCCCUCCCAGGAACGGUGACAGGGGGAGGUGAAAGUCCUGGUCCUGCUCUGUUGUGGUGCUCUGAGCGUGGCGAUGUGUCGGGAACGGGGAGAUCCCUGCCCUCUGCACAAUAAACUUGUGUCAGUC
Messenger RNA from Prinia subflava (tawny-flanked prinia), 1103 nucleotides. It is a transcript of the gene SMIM12, whose product is annotated as small integral membrane protein 12. The transcript has a single exon. The record is from RefSeq and is a predicted model, not a curated record. Bases 226 to 504 code for a protein of 92 amino acids. Lineage: Eukaryota; Metazoa; Chordata; Aves; Passeriformes; Cisticolidae.